CUCAAUUUUAUCUAAUUGAAAACAAUGUGUUCGCCACUGCCUAAUUAGUAUCUAACAAUGUAAUUAGAUAUAAAAUCAUAAAUACGCUUUUCAUCGUUUUACAUUUUUCCAACUGUUGUAAAGGUAUAGACCAUGUUUAAAAAUUUUAUAAGUGAUUCGGAAUCCAUUGGCGCACUUCUAAAUGUACCCGUAUCAAUAAUAGCGAAAUCAAGAAGUUUUGUAACGACAAUUUUGACGUUAACUUUAUUGGCUUUUCUACUUGUAUGGUAUGUCCAGUACAUAUGGAGAAGACGGUAUCUAUAUUAUUAUUCCUGGAACAUACCAGGACCGUUUGCAUUUCCUUUUAUUGGAUGUACUUACUUAUUUUUAGCAGCAAAAACGGGUGAUAUAAUGGAUACUCUUAUAGACAUGCAAAAAAAAUACCCAGAAAUAGGUCAAAUGUGGUUCGGGCCAAAAUUGAUGUUCACUGUCAGCAAGCCGGAGCACAUUGAAAAAAUUUUAACAAGUCAAAAAGCUUUAGACAAGGACGAUCUUUACAAAUUUAUUUCUUGUGCCGUCGGAGAAGGCCUUCUGACAGCUAGAGGUCAAAAAUGGAAGAAACACAGAAAAGUAAUCAUGCCAGCUUUCAAUCAGAAAAUUUUGAAUAAUUUUCAAAAAAUAUUUGCCAGGCAGGGAGAAAUUUUCACAGAACACCUUCACAGACAAUCCGGUAAUAAGGAUCUAGAUUUAUUCAAAUUGCUCUCCAAUUGUACACUUGACAUUAUAUGUGGUAAGUAAAAAUAACCU
Psylliodes chrysocephalus is the source of this 786-nucleotide messenger RNA. The record is from the annotation of a GenBank genome assembly. Lineage: Eukaryota; Metazoa; Arthropoda; Insecta; Coleoptera; Chrysomelidae.